Psammomys obesus (fat sand rat) is the source of this 2990-nucleotide messenger RNA. It is a transcript of the gene Inafm2, whose product is annotated as InaF motif containing 2. NCBI's taxonomy places the organism in Eukaryota, Metazoa, Chordata, Mammalia, Rodentia, Muridae. Bases 188 to 646 code for a protein of 152 amino acids. The transcript has a single exon. The record is from RefSeq and is a predicted model, not a curated record.
CCAGGCCCCGGCGGCGGCGGCGGCGACGCGGUGGCGGGCCGCGGGCGGGCGGAGUGAGGAGCAGCGGCGGAGCGCGGGGCCGCCGGGAAGCCAGGGCGCCGGGACGCCCCCUGCCCAGUCCUCGCAGGCCGCCAGGCCCCCUCCAGCCGGGGCCGUGGAGCACCGGGGCAAAGGCCGGGGCCCCCCCAUGAAGGAGCGCGACCCGGCCCCGGCCGAGCGGGGCAAGCCGGCCACCUACACCGGGGACAAGAAGGCGAAGAUGGCGGCCAAGACCAACAAGAAGUGGGUCCGGCUGGCCACGGUGUUCGCCUACGUGCUCUCCGUGUCGCUGGCCGCCAUCGUGCUGGCCGUCUACUACAGCCUCAUCUGGCAGCCGGUGGGCGCCGGGACCUCGGGGGGAGCCGCCGGCCCGCCCCCCGGCGGCUCCAACGCCACCGGCCCGUCGGGGACUUCGGGGGCGGCGGCGGGGCCCAACGCCACCGGGCCGUCCCGCCGCGAGGCGCCUCGCGACGCGCCCCCGCUGCAGGCGGUGGGGCCGGCUGCCCCGGAGCCCGCCGCGGACGGCCCCCUGGCCGGGCCGCUGGAGCGCCCGAGGGGGCUGGACGAGGACGAAGAGGAGGAGGCCGCUGCGCCCCGGAGCCGUUGAACCUCUCCGCGCCGGGGGCGGUCGGGAAUCGCCGUCGUCCCCCAGCCCCCCGGAGCCCACGGGCAGGACUUUGCAGCAGGACCGUCUGUCUAUCCCCCCCACCCCGGAGCCCGCCGGAGCGACCCCCCUCCCUACGCGAGCGAACGCCCCCACACACACACCUCGGCGAUCGCCGGCUCGCCCCGGGAGCGGGUGAAGGCACAACCGGAUCUUCAGCCAAGGGACCGCGAUCCGCCGGGGACUCGGGGUUUGAUCUUUCCAGCGCCGUGGCUGCGCCAGGGCCCUGAGCCAUGAGGGGAAUUGGGGGGGAGGGGGGAGAGUCGAACACCCAGCCCGUUUGCGCCGCUACUCUGGUGUGUAUCCUAAACGCAGGGGGUGACUCGGGCGCCCCCUCCCCAAGACUCAGGGGAAGGUAGGGAGUUGUGUAGGGGCUCUUUUCUUCUUUUUUUUUUUUAAUAUGCCGAGGCUCUCCAAAAAGAAGAGAGCACCAAAAGUAGCGGAGCUCAGGUACGUCAACCCAGUUGCAGUGGCCAGACAUGCGUUUAAUUUAUAGUUCCCUGUAUAUAGUUGUUGACAUAUGCACUCGAAGCUAUAACCACAUAGAACUCUCUGUAUUUCCCCACACCCUGGGUAACUACUGAAUGGUGGGGUCCAGCAAGGGCUAUUUGCUGGCCUUCAAACUGCACUUAGUCAGAAGGGCACAAACACAGCUUUUUCUUUUUUCUUUUCCAUCACCCACUCUUUCACCUGUUCUCUUCCGGAUUCAGAAAGAUAAGUUUCUGACGUUCUUACACAAGGGUCUAAUCGUUCUUAAGGCUGCUGACAUGGCAGUGGAAAAACCUUAGCAGGAGAAUCAGUUCAGGGAGGGUGGGGAUGUGCUGAUCUCCCUCCAGUUCCCAUCCCCGUGCUCCCACCAAAGUGGCUUCCUGUUGUAGCCCUGAGCGUCUGGAUUCGUGCCAGGGGCAGUGGAGGGAAGGAGUAAGGCUGCUGGGUUUGGAUGAGUCCCUUUGCCCGACAGAAUUCCUUUAGGAAGAGCAAGCCUUUUUAAGCACAGUGAUUGGCAAGUGUUUUCUCUCAUUCCUUUUCUGUCUCUUCAAUUUUCUUAUCGGUUCCAGAUUUUUGUCUUACUUAAUUUCUUGCCCUUCUAGAUCUUGUCUUACUCAUUUUUUUGCAUUUCCUAUUUUCUGAGCCUGAAACAACACAGCAGCUUGCCGUUAGGACAAAAUCACUGGCAAACCCAGAGCUCUGAUUCGGUUCUGAGUUACUUUAUAGGGUCAGAAAGAGCAGAGGGUUGGGAUUCAAGGUCAGAAGUGUGCUUAGAUAGCCAGGGAAGAGACCAGCCAUGGGAAGAUUGAAUUGGCAGCUUGUCUUUCUCAUUCCGGAUAUGCUGCUCCCGCUUAAAUGCGGCCAACAGUUUUCUAGAGGUGGUGACAAAUGUCAAGGGACGGAUGGACACACACACACACACACACACACACACACGUAUAUGCAUAGCUCUGGGGCAGCAAGAAUUAUACUCCUUCAAUUUGGAUUCCAUUUCCUCCUGCCACUUGCUUUUAGGCAAUUGAGUGCGGGUAGUGACAGAGAUCAAACCCCUUAGUGUUUCCUUUUUGGGAAAUGAGCUACUUUUGAAAAACAAAACAGGAACCUUGCCCACCUUACUCCUGAAACUGUCUAUCCCAUUUUCUGGCCUACCUUGUAGUUAGUUUUGAUUCAGGUUUACAGGACAACAGUCUUGAUAUAAGCCAUGUCCUGUCCUGGGCAAGAAAAUAGCAACCAAGCUGGGAGCCUCCCAGCAGGCUGCUAACACCCCAAGGUGUCUGGGCUUGGAGAUUUCUUCACAGCUGAUGAGGACUUCAGUCAUUAGGAGGCCCAUGGGGACUUUUUAAAUUUUUGAUGAGAGACUGGGGGGAGGGGAAGAAACACAAAAUGCCACUUUAUAACUUCAAUAAUAGCCUGUAAUUUAUAUUUAUGGUGUGAAUUUUUAGUCCUAUAUUUUAAUAACUUGUAAAUUGAUCUCUUAUUCCAAGAAUUCCCUGGACUCGUGGUAGAGUGUCUGCGAGUCCAUUCCUCUUCCCCGCCUGAUCCUGCUUUAUGGACUGUAAAUCCACUUUGGGAUGAAUCAAAGAGUCCAGCAAGACCCCUCAUGGUCAGCUGGCCUCCUGACUCUCUAAAGCCUUCACUGGAAUUGGGACAUUUUCUCCAGCCCUAGCUGUGAACAUGACCAGAGACAUUAUUUAUAAUUCAGCCAUUCAAGAUAUACCUGUACUUUAAAAGUCCUGUAUAUUUUUUAAAAGUUUUAUUUUUCAGGUGAACAAAAAUACAUUCUAAGAACUCUGCCUAC